AAUUAAUGAAGCCUAAAAAUAGAAGAAUCAACCGACUUUAGAGUUGGAUUGAUACUAGGGCACGUCUUAGUAUUUACAUCCUAUGGUUAGCCUUGGAGUUUUUUGUAUUUAUAGCAGUGUUGAGAACUCUCUUUUUCUUCCCUAUCUUCCUCUAUUCAACCCCCAGCUGACUUUUUCAUCAGUUCAAAGCUUUUGAUUGUUGCAGAACAACAAUGGUGAAAACUUCUAGCAGUGAUAAUGGCGGCAGUGAUGGGUUGAAGAAGAAGAAAUGGAGAUUAACCAAAGAAGAUUUCCUACCGGAGGAGUCCUUCCAGAACUGGGGAAACUAUGUCGCCGCAUUGUCCAACACCAAGGCCAGAGUCAUGGACCGUCUCCUUUCUCGGUCCCUGGAUGAGGUCGAGCUGCACCAGGUGCGGGCUCGCAGCCAGCACGAAAUGAAGAAAACCCUCAAUUGGUGGGACAUCAUCUGGUUCGGCAUUGGCGCCGUUAUGGGUGCAGGUAUCUUCGUCCUCACAGGGGAAGCUAUGAGGAACUACGCUGGCGCCGCCGUCAUAAUCUCCUACAUCAUAUCGGGUACCUCUGCUUUGCUCUCUGUUCUGUGCUACUCUGAAUUUACUGUUGAAUUGCCUGUUGCCGGAGGGUCAUUUGCGUAUCUUAGAGUGGAGCUUGGAGAUUUCAUCGCGUACAUUGCUGCCGGAAACAUCCUUUUCGAGUAUGUAGUAGGCGGCGCCAGCGUUGCGCGAUCUUGGACUUCUUACUUUGCUACUUUAUGCAACCAUGCACCGAAUAGCUUCCGCAUCCAUGUACCGUCCCUGGCGGAUAAUUACAACUAUUUGGACCCGAUUGCCGUCGGUAUUUCGAUCCUGGUCUGUGUGGGAGCAAGUUUGAGUAUCAAGGGAUCGUCAAGGUUCAACUCCAUCACUACCAUCGCUCACAUUUUUGUUCUGCUCUUCAUUAUCAUUGCUGGUCUUACCAAGGCGAACCCCAAGAAUUUCGUCGAACAGUUUGCCCCGUUUGGAAUCCGGGGAAUCCUGAAAGCUUCUUCCGUUCUGUUCUUCGCUUAUGUGGGCUUUGAUGGAGUGGCCACGCUCGGAGAGGAGAUCAAGAAUCCGCGUCGGGAUAUUCCGAUUGGAUUGAUCGGAUCCAUGGCGAUUAUCAUAGGUUUCUACACCGCUCUCUCCGCAACUCUUGCCUUGAUGGUGCCGUACAAUCAGGUUGAUCCCGACGCACCAUUUACUGUGGCAUUCAAAGCUACGGGCAUGAACUGGGCCAAAUACAUCGUCGCAUUUGGUGCUCUGAAGGGCAUGACUACCGUUCUGCUAGCCAACAUAAUAGCUCAAGGGCGGUAUUUCACCCACAUUGGCCGGACUCACAUGGCGCCACCGUUUCUGGCCGCCAUCAAUGAGAAGACUGGAACUCCAAUGAAUGCCACCAUCGUCAUGACCAUUUUGAACUCCAUCGUUGCUCUCUUCACCAGCCUUGACGUCCUGGCGAACCUUCUUUCUAUAGCCACUCUGUUCUUGUUCUCACUUGUGGCCCUGGCUCUUAUAGUCCGACGUUACUACGUCGCUGGACAGACCACAGAUUCUGAUCGGAACAAGCUCAUUGGAUUCCUGAUUCUGAUUCUGGCAUCGUCAAUAGCUUCUGCUGCAUACUGGGCGGUGAACACCGGAUGGAUUGGUUACACAAUAACAGUUCCGGUUUGGUUUCUCUCCACCCUGGGGCUUCAACUGACAGUGAAGGAAGCAAGGAAGCCUAAGCUAUGGGGUGUGCCAUUGAUCCCAUGGAUACCUUCAGCCUGCAUUGCCAUCAAUCUGUUCAUCAUGGGUUCAGUUGACGGGGCUUCCUUCGCGAGGUUUGGGGUCUGGACGUUGCUCCUGCUGGUGUACUACUUCUUUAUAGCACUGCAUGCUUCCUAUGAUGCAGCCAAAGAGAUUGAAAAAGAAGCCAGUGAAUCUGCUCAGGGAAGUAUUUGAGGCAGGUAGGUAAAUAUGAUUCAAAUAAGAAAGUCACAUGUGGCUAAAACCAGUAGAAUUGUUCCUUUUAUUAUAUUUUAUUUUGUAAAUCUCAAUCUCUUUGAUGAUUGGAUGAAACUUUAAUUAGUUUGUUUCUUAUAAAGUACACAUCAGUUG
This is a messenger RNA of Rubroshorea leprosula, 2132 nucleotides long. The record is from the annotation of a GenBank genome assembly. NCBI's taxonomy places the organism in Eukaryota, Viridiplantae, Streptophyta, Magnoliopsida, Malvales, Dipterocarpaceae.